This is a messenger RNA of Plasmodium inui San Antonio 1, 3888 nucleotides long. Its product is annotated as leucyl-tRNA synthetase. Lineage: Eukaryota; Apicomplexa; Aconoidasida; Haemosporida; Plasmodiidae. Gene Ontology annotation, cellular component: mitochondrion. The transcript has a single exon. The record is from RefSeq and is a predicted model, not a curated record. Gene Ontology annotation, molecular function: ATP binding; leucine-tRNA ligase activity; aminoacyl-tRNA deacylase activity. The coding region runs from base 1 to 3888 and encodes 1295 amino acids. Gene Ontology annotation, biological process: leucyl-tRNA aminoacylation; mitochondrial translation.
AUGUUCGUCUGUGAAACAACUCACCAUGUGUUUGCAGUGAGGAGUGUAAGCGUCGGUUGUGGGGUUAGAAGUAGGAGUGGCCGUUGCCAGAUUAGAAGUGCAUGUGGCGGUUGCCCGGUUAGAAGUGCACGUGGUGACUGGGUAUUUUCCUUCCUGCAGCCGAGUGGAUGCGAUUCGGGGAGGGGGAGGCGCGACACCAAGCUGGGGGCGUACAAUUUUCGGGCGAUCGAGCGUAAGUGGCAAGUCGUGUGGAAUUCGAAGCGGCUUCUGGAUAGGGACUUCGCGCGUUUCAACAGGCGUUCUCGGGGAAGCAGCAAAUUUGAGGGAGGCGAUGGAAACAGGGAAGGUGAGACACGCGAUGGAAGCUAUGAUAGGGGCAGAUAUGAAUGGGAUCAGCGGGGGAAACUCGCCAGGCGGAAGUUCUACAUCCUGGACAUGUUCCCCUACCCGUCGGCGCAGGGCCUGCACAUGGGGCACAUCUUGUGCUUCACCAUAACGGAUGUUCUGGCGAAGUUCAAGCGAAUGACAAACCACUGCGUCUUCCACCCCAUCGGAUGGGAUAGCUUCGGACUGCCCUGCGAUAGGAUGUCCAUGAAGCUGAAAGUGGACCCCAGAAAAAUCAUCCAAAGGAAUAUAGUCAAUUUUAAAAAGCAGCUACUGAAGAUGGGCUUCCUCUUCAACUGGGGACACGAAAUUAACACAUCGGAUGAAAGAUUUUACAAGUGGACACAAUGGAUCGUCAUUCAAAUGUAUUUAAGAGGCCUGGGUUAUAAAAAAACGUCUUAUGUUAAUUGGUCUAACGAAAUUAAGUGUGUAAUCUCAAAUGACGAGAUGAAGAAUGAAGCAAACGUGAAAGGAUUAAAAGUAACAAAAAGGAAGCUGCUGCAGUGGUAUCUUAGGAUCACGACGUACGCCACGAGACUCAUUGAAGAUCUGAAGGACAUCGAUUGGCCGGAGAAGAUCAAACAAAUGCAAAUUAACUGGGUAGGAAAGAAAACAGGCAUCAUCCUAAAGGCUAGAGUUAUCCCUAUCGGUGAGUGGACAACUGGGGACCUCUUUUGCACUCCUUCGGAUUGUUUCCCUUCACAUGUUCUUUACGAUAGCAUUUACGCCAAUGAUGGGAUGACUCUCCUUUUUAAUUAUUUAUACCAUGGGGAAGGGGCUACUUACGACUUCUUCGAUUCGUUUGUUCGAUCCGGGGCGGAAAAGUACCCCAUUCCAGCGGGCGACAAGAAAAUGGAACGCCUCCUCCACGACGAGGACGCUGUGCAAAAUGCGCUAAGGGGGAUCAAGCCAAGGGAACAUACAGUGGGGUUGCCGCCAAACAGGAGGGAGAAAAAACAUAUGCUCACGUUCGACAAGGAUAGCAAAGAUAAUGAAGGCGAUUCCUACGUGAACAUAUUUCUAAACGAAAAGGAGGCCAUCUUCCAAGGGGACAAAUUAUUAGUCAGUGUCAAUCACCCGAACAUCGAUCAGAUAGUGAAUAGGAACGAAUCUUUACUAACCUUCGUGAACACAGCAGUUAGGCAGAACGACACGGAGAGGUUAACGAAUGAACGGAUCCUCUUCACAGGCUCUGUUAUUUAUAUUCCCAUAAUAGGGAAGUACAUCCCUAUAUACGUUUGUACCUAUAUAUUAGAGAACAAUGGGCAUUUGCUAUUCGUUAAAAGGGGGAGCAGAGAGCAAGUGGAAGAAGCUUCAAAAGGGGAAGACUUCCUUCACACGUUGUUGUCCUCAUCCAAGUAUAGCAAAAGGUACGUUGUGUACAAUGUGAAGGAUUGGUUAUUUUCGAGGCAGAGGUACUGGGGCGAGCCCUUUCCUUUUCUCUUCCCAGUGAAAAGCAAAGAACAGAGGGGACAGCCAAAUGGGAAGGAGUCUCCCCCCGAGGGAGACAACACACCCGAUGUAAACAACCAACUGAAGAGAUACCCAAAUGUGGAGAUUAGAAAGGUGUCCAAUUCGCCCCUUAGUGAGAUCUACAUAGACGACAUCCCUGUGCAUUUACCAAAGUUCCACAAAAGAAUAUACGAAUUGGGUUCGAAUACACACAAUGAAGGAUCUCCCUCCGUUUUGUCCAGAUUUAAAAAGUGGGUUUUCCAAAGGAGAGAAAACACCCUCUAUAAGAGAGAAUGUGACAUCAUGCCCCAGUGGGCAGGUUCCAGCUGGUAUUACUUAAGAUACUUGGACUCAAAGAAUACAAAUCGCAUUUUUAACAAAGAGAUGGUAGAUUUGUGGAUGCCUGUGGAUCUAUACGUCGGGGGAAGUGAGCAUGCUGUGUUGCAUCUUCUCUACGCCAGGUUCUUUCACAAAUUUCUGUAUGACCUUAAGCUGGUUAGCCAUAAGGAGCCCUUCCAGAAGCUCUUCAACCAGGGCCUCCUAUUGAGCGCCACUUCGUUCUUUGCCUACACGACGUUGGGCGGGAAGUUGGUUAGUUAUGCCGCGGUGAGGGGGGAAGAGGCAGACGGGAAUAAUACCGAGCAGGAUGGGGGGACACUUCAGGGGGAGGGCUCUUUCCAGGAAAGCAGCACGAAGAGUACCCCUGGGGAAGAUGCCCUCACGGGUGGCAGUAGCGAACAGCCCUUAUCCGAUCAUCCGUUCGUAUCUGAAAGGCCAAAUUGUGCCACUGAAACGGCGUUGCGAGGAAUGGUACCAAGCACAGAUGGGAAGUAUAGAAAGUAUCAAAUUCCAGAGGAGCUGGUAAUGCAAAGAGAGGGAAAAUAUUAUUUGAAGGACGCCCCCCACGUGGAAGUAAAAGCCAACUAUGAGAAGAUGUCCAAGUCUAAAGGAAACACAGUCAACCCGAACGAUAUCGUGAAAAAGUAUGGGUCCGAUUGUCUCCGACUGUACAUCCUAUUCUUAGGACCUAUAGAUCAGAACAAGAGAUGGGACCUCAAAGGAAUAAAAGGGACCUUUAAAUUCUUAACCAAUUUGUACACCCUGUUUGUGAAGGAUGUAAAAGUCCGUCCCUUGGGGGGGAACAAGAGACAAGGAGAGUGUAGCGCCACUACGCAGAUUGACUUAGGAAGAGUUCCCCACAAAGGUGGCGAUAAUUUUGUGGAAUCUCCCCGCGACAGUACAAGCGACCAUAUAAUUUGCACCAAGUGCAGGAAAAAAAAACGAAACAAGCAGAUGAUUCUCCAAUUUGAGAUGAUUAAAAGUGGAGGGAGCGACGAUGAAAGAGAAUUCUACCCCGGAAAGAAAAAAGGAGCAAUAAAACGUAAUAUGAACUUGCUAUGGAGUCAAGACCACUCAUGCAAAGAGCUAUCAGACGUGAUUGUAAAAAAAAAGGGACAUGAAAUUGAACGGGGCAAGAAAGAAAGGGCAAAUUUUUACAUUAACAAAAUAACUGGAUGUUUAAAGAGCAUGAAGCUGAACACAGCUGUCUCCUUCUUCAUGAUGUUCUUUAACGAAAUUAAAAAGUGGGACUACAUCCCGUUGAAGAUCUUUCUGAUCCUUGUUAAGUUGCUGUUCCCCUUCUGUCCUCACAUCUGCGAGGAAUUCUGGUUUUUCUACUUGAAGAAAUACAAACCGGAUAGAAAGCAUAUUUGUUACUUCUGCAAUUCUAGCCUCAUGUACUUCGCACGCUGGCCAUCCUUGUUCCGGUUGGAGGCGCCACGGGUGGGAAGGAUCUCCAUCCGGCUGAAUAACCGCCACGUAACCUUCAUGGAGGUUACGUCGGGAAGCGGUUUGGGGGAGUUGCAAAGUUUAGAGAGUUGUCGGCAUUCGGAACGCCCCACAGAUGACGAACCGUCGAAACGGUCACAAAGCAUCAUUCGUGAGGCCACAAAUAGGAUAACGGAUCGAAUCGAAAAAGAGAAGAAAAGGGGAAAACGACUCGUCAAUGUUGUGUAUAUUCCGAACAGAGUCGUAAAUUUUGUCUUCAAAUGA